Molecule: messenger RNA, 969 nt
Organism: Chenopodium quinoa (quinoa)
Lineage: Eukaryota; Viridiplantae; Streptophyta; Magnoliopsida; Caryophyllales; Amaranthaceae
Exons: 1
Coding region: 1-969 (322 amino acids)
Molecular function (GO): nucleic acid binding
Source: RefSeq, a predicted model, not a curated record
AUGGCUUCAGACUUCAAUUUGAAUGAUGACAUGGAUGAAGAUGCUGCUACUAAUGAUGCUGAAAUAUUUCAGUAUGAUCUCAACUUUGUCUACGAUGAUGGGAUUGACUCAGAAAAUAACCAUGACAACAUUGGGUUUGACUUAAACCAAACUCCUUCCCCUGAUGCAACAGAUGCAUCUGAACCAGCAAGCAACCAUAUAGAGACAGCAGCUAACAACAGCAAUCAGCAAGCAACAUCAGAUCACCAAGACACAACAAGCAACAUCAACAAUCAGCAAACACCAAUCAACCCAGAAAACUCUGAAGCUCAUCAUCAGCCAACAAGGAGGAGGCUCAGUAGUGGGGCCAAGUUAGACAUUUUGAUAUGGCUAUUAACAAGGUCAACAAAUGGAAACCUGAAAUAUGGAUCCAUUCAACAGGCAGCCAAUCAUUUCAAUCUGUGCUCAAGAACUAUUCUCAGAAUAUGGAAAAAGGGGAAGGAACAAAGGGAUGCCCAGUUACAGUACAACAUGUCAACAGGCUUCCACAAUUGUGGAAGAAAGAGAAUAACAAUUCCAAAUGAUGCCAUAAGGGCAGUGGCAAUGGGGAACAGAUCAUGCCAAAGGGACUUGGCAGUAAUGUUAAAUGUUGGUAAAAGCACAAUCCAGAGACUGAUUGAGAGAGGGGAAGUCAGACCUCACACAAAUGCAUUAAAGCCAAAGCUUACACCAGCAAACAGAUUAGAUAGGCUGAGAUUCAUACUUAACAGCAUUGUAGGAGAUUCACCAGGCACAAAAAGAGUGUACCAGUCAAUGUACAAUACAGUACAUAUUGAUGAAAAAUGGUUUACACUGACUAAAAAAACACAUAGGUCAUAUUUAGCAAAAGGAGAAAAAGGUCCACAUAGAGUAAUGCAAUCAGCCAAGUUCAUUCCAAAAUUCAUGUUCCAAGGAGCAGUUGCAAAACCUUGGUACAAUGCAGAAAAAUAA